AAAUUUGUGUAUUUUCUUUCUAUUUAAAAAUUGUUUAGUUUCAUAUUGUCCUUUUUCUCUAAGGAUUCGGUUUUAUUUUUCCUAAUAGAAUUGUUAUUCCUUGAAUCUUUCUCUAAACCAAAGUUAAUUAGGAAAAUGUAACCCUUCAUACAAAUAACACAUAGCAAAAUAAAAAAUAAAAUAAUAUCAGAAAGGAAAGCCUAUAUAAACGAAGCAGCCAACAGAAAAAAAAAAAUGAAAAGAAAGGAAACCAACAGAAAAAAAAAAAAAAAAAAAAAAAACAGAGCAAAUUAAACGCAACAAUGGCUGAGCAGCUCGAGACGUCGACGACGAGCCCAGAAUCCAUGCCAAGAAUAAUAGCCUUCAUGUCCUCCGUCCUCGAGCGGGUUUCCAACUCCAAUGACCUGAACCGGCGGUUAGAGCCGACGCAGAAGCUGUCGGUCUUCCACUCCCUGACCACGCCCACCAUUUCAAUCCACAGCUACCUGCAGAGGAUCUUCAAGUACGCCGACUGCAGCCCAUCUUGCUUCGUCGUCGCCUACGUAUAUCUCGACCGUUUCACCCAGAUGCAGCCAUUGCUGCCCAUUGAUUCUUUCAGCGUUCACCGCUUGCUCAUCACCAGCGUCUUGGUCUCUGCAAAGUUCAUGGACGACAUUUACUACAACAAUGCAUUUUAUGCCAGAGUUGGAGGGAUCAGCACGCAAGAGAUGAACCUUCUUGAGGUGGACUUCUUGUUCGGAUUAGGGUUCCAAAUGAACGUGACGCCGGCAACGUAUUACACCUACUGCACUUACCUUCAGAGAGAAAUGCUGCUGCAAUAUCCUCUACAAUUUGCAGAUUCUCCUGUGGAUUUGGCAAGACGUUUGAAGCUUCACUGCUCCUUUGAUGAAGAUGAAUCCACCCAUCAAAAGCAGCUUGCUGUUUAAGCACUUUUUAGCGUUGGAAAAGUUGGGGACAAUGUAUGUGGGUUUCUUCUGCAUUCGGUGUAAUCAACAUAUAUAGGUUGUUUUGAGAAGUUUUGGGCCAUAUGGGCUCAAAGCCCCAUUGGAGUUUUUGAGUGUAUAUAGUUGAAUGGCCUAUAUGCUGUCAGCAGAAGCAACAAGUUAAAAGCUUUUCUUACUUAGAGCCCAAUUCAUGCUCUUCUAAAUUUGUGUAAGGUGCCCAAUUCAUGCUUGUUUAGGAUUCGUUUGAUAAUUCUUUCGUUUUUAAUUUUUCUAUUA
Pyrus x bretschneideri (Chinese white pear) is the source of this 1220-nucleotide messenger RNA. RefSeq names its product cyclin-U4-1-like. The record is from RefSeq and is a predicted model, not a curated record. Gene Ontology annotation, biological process: regulation of cyclin-dependent protein serine/threonine kinase activity. NCBI's taxonomy places the organism in Eukaryota, Viridiplantae, Streptophyta, Magnoliopsida, Rosales, Rosaceae. Gene Ontology annotation, molecular function: protein kinase binding. Bases 303 to 926 code for a protein of 207 amino acids. The transcript has 2 exons.